Messenger RNA from Lasiodiplodia theobromae, 582 nucleotides. RefSeq names its product Thioredoxin. NCBI's taxonomy places the organism in Eukaryota, Fungi, Ascomycota, Dothideomycetes, Botryosphaeriales, Botryosphaeriaceae. Gene Ontology annotation, molecular function: protein-disulfide reductase activity. The coding region runs from base 1 to 582 and encodes 193 amino acids. The record is from RefSeq and is a predicted model, not a curated record. The transcript has 2 exons.
AUGUCGAAGAUCACGCACAUCAGCGGCAUGCCGCAGUGGAACAGCAUCCUGUCGUCCAACACGUACGUCGUGGCCGACUUCUACGCCGACUGGUGCGGGCCGUGCAAGGCGAUCGCGCCCGUCUUCGAACAGCUGGCGCAGCAGGAGGCCAAGCCCGGCCGCCUGUCGUUCGUCAAGGUCGACGUCGACGCCCAGCAGGGCGUUGCCGGCAAAUACGGCGUUUCUGCUAUGCCUACUUUCCUCGUCUUCAAGAACGGCUCCGUCACCGAGACCAUCCGCGGCGCCAACCCGGCCGCCCUGCGCGCUGCCGUCACCAAGGCUGCGGCCGACGCGGCGAAGGGCCCCGGGCGGGCCAGCACGGCUUUCCAGUCGAAGGGACACGUGCUCGGCAAUGCCGGUGGUGCAUCGUCGUCGUCUUCAGCUACGACGGGAGACUGGGCGUGGAACCUGACGCAGAGGCGCGGCGGCCUGUUGGACACGGUAGUGCGGUUCGUUGCGCUGUACGUCAUAACGCUGUUCUCGUUCGAUGCGUUUGCGGCGGCGAGGGAGAGCCCGUUCAAUGUGAACAAGAAGAACCAGUAG